AGUGGCAAUACCAAAAUGAAAAUACGGCAUAUCAGAAAGUUCUUGCAGAUACCACCCAAAUGUAUGAGAAGAAGAUAGCAGAGUUGAUGAAUCAAUUAGAUGAUGAGCGUGCUCGCUCUGAAAGUGCUGAACAACAAUUAGAUGAGAUGAAGAAGCUAUUAAGUGAUCAUCAAAAGUCAAAGCAGCAACAGGAGAUGGAAAAUUCUACAUCUCAGAAGGCACUUGCAGAAAUCACUCAAAGGUAUGAGAAGAAAAUAGCAGAGUUAAAUCAGCAACUAGAGGAUGAGCAUGCCCGUUUUGCCGAUAUAGAAGAACAGAUGGGAUUAGCGAAGGAGCUUUUAAGUGAUCAUAAAAAAUCAAUCCAGAUUCAAGGUCAGAAAGAGAUUGAUGAGCUUAGAGUGGAAUUACAAGAAAUACAUCAGCUGCAUGGAGCAACAGUAAAUGAACUUCUGUUGUUGAAAACAAAAUAUCAGGAGCUAUUGAUAGAGAAGACGACCAUAAAGGAUGAACUUCAUGUUGUGAGGCAAACCCUGUUAGUUGAGGAAAAACAAAGGAAGGCUUUUGAGAUUGAACUGGUUAGCAUAAAGAAGCUUGUGCCUGAAAGUGAAGAUGGAUAUGAGGACAAGAGAUCAUAUAUGAAAGAAGAUAUAGCUAAAGGGUCUUCAGCAUGUGGCACCCCAUUGGGUUUACAUAAAUCAAACCAAUCAAGGGAAAAUUUUUUGGGUCAGAGGAAUACUAUUGCAAAGAUAUGUGAAGAAGUUGGGCUUCAAAAGAUAUUAGCAUUAUUAACAUCUGGAGAUCUAGAUGUCCAAAUCCAUGCGGUGAAAGUGGUUGCCAAUCUUGCUGCUGAAGAUGUCAAUCAGGAAAAGAUUGUGGAGGAAGGGGGUUUAGAUUCACUGCUCAUGCUGCUGCGAUCAUCCCAAAAUGCAACUAUACUUAGGGUGGCUUCUGGAGCAAUUGCUAAUUUGGCAAUGAAUGAGUUGAACCAAGGGUUAAUAGUGAGUAAAGGAGGUGCUCAACUACUAGCAAAUACAGCUUCAAAAACAGAGGAUCCCCAGACUCUUCGAAUGGUAGCUGGAGCAAUUGCUAAUUUGUGUGGAAAUGAAAAGUUACAUGUGAUGCUGAGAGAAGAUGGAGGUAUCAAGGCACUCUUAGGAAUGGUUAGAUCGGGGAAUAUUGAUGUCAUUUCUCAGAUUGCCAGAGGAUUGGCAAACUUUGCUAAAUGUGAAUCUCGAGGAAUUUGUCAAGGACAUAGGAGUGGACGUUCACUUCUGAUGGAAGAUGGUGUGCUGACAUGGUUGAUUGCCAACUGUAAUACAGCUUCAGCUUCAACUCGGCGUCAUAUUGAGCUUGCUCUUUGUCAUUUAGCACAAAACGAGGACAAUGCUGGGGAUUUUAUUUCAAGUGGAGGGGUGAAAGAGCUUAGUCGGAUAUCAGUUGAGUCCACUAGAGAAGAUAUCCGGAACUUGGCAAAGAAGACACUGAAAUUGAGUUUAGCAUUUCAAGCUGAGAUGCAUGCAGAAUGAACAUGUACAAAGUGAGCAUUUAAAUUCUUUAAAGCUUAUGUUGUUAUCCGUCAGGCUUUUGAUUAUAGAUAGGCCAAUUGGACUGGGGUUUACAUUCAUUUGAAUGCAUUUACCAUUGCUUAGUGCACAACAUAAAGAAGCCUGAUGAGAGUAAUCUCAAAAUUUUGAAGAUGGGAAGCCUGAGCAGGAACCAUUAUAUUUUAGAAAAAUUACAACUUAGGUUUACGCUCCCUUCAUCAGUGUCAUUGUUUCGAAAUCGUAGAAGUAGCCUUUCAAGAAACAUGAUUUGGCAAGACUGUUGAGAGAUCAUUGCAAUAGAUUUGUUACAAUUUAAUUCCUGAGCUGACUGAUUGAUUGUUUAACAUCACGAAGCAAUGUAAAGUAACUGAGUGCUCUUCAUAUUUGAAUUUCUAAAUUUUUAGAUGUACUAGUAUUUUUGGCGAGGUUGGCCUUUUAAUCUUAUGGGCUUUACUAAAUUACGUUUCAAUGGUAUUUGUGAAAAAUUAUGG
Ilex paraguariensis (yerba mate) is the source of this 2035-nucleotide messenger RNA. Lineage: Eukaryota; Viridiplantae; Streptophyta; Magnoliopsida; Aquifoliales; Aquifoliaceae. The record is from the annotation of a GenBank genome assembly.